ACACAAAAUCAUGUGACAACUCACUCCAAUUUGCCUAUUAAAACCCCAAUCAAUUUGGCAAAUCACCUAUUAGCCUCGUUACAACUUUCAUGCACCUCCUACGGUAACGAAAACCUUCUCUCGGAUCACCUUCACGACCUUCACCUUCUCUCUCUCUCUCUCUCUCCAAAACAAUUUCUUUAAGACCUAGAAUAUCAAAUUUCCAGCCACUGACGUCAAAAUGUCGAUAACAAACCCACAAUUCGAUCCUUCGAAGCUCCUGUUGAUGUUUUUUGUGAUCACGACAAUUGCAACUCCAAUUCAUGGUUUGAUUCCUAGGAAGCUAGAUGACACUACUGUGACCGGACCACCGGACUCUGGCAUCAAGUGCACCUCUUGCUGCAACCCAUGUAAUCAAAGUCCUCCACCACCACCGCCGCCACCACCACCGACUCCCAAAUUGCCGCCUACCCAGUACUGCCCUCCACCACCUUCGCCAUCGUUCAUUUAUGUAACAGGUCAACCGGGGAAUUUAUAUCCCAUCGAUCCUUAUUUUUCCAGUGCUGGUCGGAAUUUUGCCGUGGCGAUGCCACUUUUGAUGGGUUGUGCAUUGGUGGGGCUUCUGGCAUUUUGGUGAAUUUUGUUGUAAGAUUCAAUGUUUCAAGGAAAGGAGCUUUUUUGGUGAAUUUUAUGCAAAUGUUGAGCUUUACAGAUUCCAAGGACCAGAAAAUUUCUUGGUUUGAUAAGAUUUAAUCCCUAGGAUGGUUUGCUAGCCUUAUCUGAAUUCUCUAGCAUUUGGUGAUUUCAAUAACAACAUUUUCUUUUUUAUUUUCUUAUAAUUUCUGGGAUUAGUGGAUGUAUUGAUCUGAUCUUAAUGCUAUUAUAAUUGUCUCUUCUCUACCACUUCCUUUUUUUAAAUUAACGAUGGUGUUUAGAGUUUUGACCCAACUAAUCCCCAGUAUAUUUAGUCCACGAUCCACAUGUAUCACGUAUGGCCAUGAGGACAUAAAUUAAAUGC
Camellia sinensis is the source of this 997-nucleotide messenger RNA. NCBI's taxonomy places the organism in Eukaryota, Viridiplantae, Streptophyta, Magnoliopsida, Ericales, Theaceae. The record is from RefSeq and is a predicted model, not a curated record.